AUGGGGACCGCGGGGCGCUUCUCUCCAGGCCUUCCUCCUGAGGAGGAGGCAGAUGAUGAUGAUGUGGAAGGAUAUGAUGACACUGGGCUGGCGCCCUACUCUCUUUUGAAUUGGCGCCGCUUCCAGCCUCCAGCCAGAACAUCGCUCCCGCACGAGGUUUUCCUUUUUUUUCUUAGGAAGGUGGUGUCCCUCGCCGAUCCCGGACCCCAGACGUCACGAUUUUUCCGUAACUUGUGCUUCACUUUUUGCCAUUGCCAUCGUUUAUGCCUUCUUCUCCUCCGUCCUCUACGUCAUCAUGUGACUCGGAGGGAGCUGCCGCCAUGCCCCGGCGCCAUGUUCUGCAGCUCGAUGCCCAUCAUUUUGUCUGCGCGUCUUGUGGCAUUGUGGUAA
Messenger RNA from Prorocentrum cordatum, 390 nucleotides. Lineage: Eukaryota; Dinophyceae; Prorocentrales; Prorocentraceae. The record is from the annotation of a GenBank genome assembly.